Molecule: messenger RNA, 376 nt
Organism: Lottia gigantea (owl limpet)
Lineage: Eukaryota; Metazoa; Mollusca; Gastropoda; Lottiidae
Exons: 2
Source: RefSeq, a predicted model, not a curated record
AUGGGGGAGAAUUGUCGAGCUGAUUUCAUCGAUUUUAACGGCAAGGAAAGAAGUGAAAUUAUUGCUGUCAGUGCCGGGGUAGUUGAUUUUGGUGCAGUUCAAUGCCAAUGUGAGAAUCAGCAUUAUUACGGAGAACCACGAGCAAUCUGUGCACAAAUUACAACAACACCACCUCCUACUACAACACCAGCUAUGUGUACAUGUUCUGAUGGUACACAAAUACCACCUGGAAAAACUCAUUCCAUAUCAGACUGCCAUAGUUGUUACUGUGAUGAAAAUAGUUUAGAAGCGCAAGAAAUUAUAGCUGACUGUUUUAUAGUCCCAUGUGUUGAUUCUGUUAAAAUACCAGGACAAUGUUGCCCUAACUGCCCAAAUG